AUGACGUCAUUUCCAGAACCGGCAAACUUUGCCGCGGCGUUACCAUCGCCUUUGGUCACACAAAGUGCUCCGAAUACACCCAUAGCACAUCGUAUGGCGAGACACGACGCAAACGGAAAUUCAGAAGCAUCGCGUGUUGUCGCACCGCCGGGGAAACCUUUAAAUAAUAACUAUUAUAGGGCUGGAAUUGGUACUUUAUAUGAAGGAAUUUUCUCGUGUUUCCGGCCGGUUUGGGGCUAUUUUGGACGUAGCAAUAAUGACUUGGUUAAAUCUAUAGAAGACGAUUGGGAGAUUCCGUUCGAAGCGAUUACGGGUCUAGAAUGGCUUGGCGCUGGAUCUCAGGGUGCUGUUUUUAGGGGUUGCCUCAACGGUCAGACGGUGGCUGUGAAAAAAGUAAAACUGAAAGAGGAAACCGAUAUAAAACACCUACGUCAUUUGAAUCAUCCAAAUAUCAUAAAAUUUAUAGGUGUAUGUACUCAAGCUCCAUGCUAUUGUCUAGUUAUGGAAUACUGUCCCAACGGUCAGUUAGGUGAUAUUCUGAAGUCGGACAGGGUCAUCGGAUGGGAAGAAUGGUGUUCGUGGAGCAGACAGAUUGCUGAAGGAAUGGAAUAUUUGCACAAGAACAAAGUGAUUCAUCGUGAUUUAAAGAGCCCAAAUAUCCUGUUCGACGAAGAGGGUGUGGUGAAGAUCUGCGAUUUUGGCACGUCACAUCAGCAGAAGAAGCAGAACAGCACGGUGAUGUCGUUUUGUGGAACGGUCAGCUGGAUGGCACCUGAAGUGAUCAAGAAGCAGCCAUGCUGUGAGAAGGUAGAUGUCUACUCCUACGGCGUUGUACUAUGGGAGUUGGUGACACGAGAGCAGCCAUAUAAGAACAUCAAUCAAAUGGCUAUCAUCUAUGGAGUCGGAUCAAACAAUCUCUCGUUGCCGAUCCCGGAUUCAGCUCCAGAUGGACUGAAAAUGCUGAUGCGACAGUGCUGGAGUGCAACGCCUCGCAAUCGGCCGUCAUUUACUCAGUGCCUGAAAUAUAUGGAUAUUUUGUACGCGGAAUUCAAAGAAAUGGGAAGUGAGGAAUUCUUCCGACGUAGUGCAAAAUGGCGUGCCGACGCUGCGAACAUACAGUAUCCGGAGACGCUCACCAAAGGAAACGCGCACAAUUUUGCUGAACGAGAAGAUGGUAAGUAA
Messenger RNA from Cooperia oncophora, 1182 nucleotides. The record is from the annotation of a GenBank genome assembly. Lineage: Eukaryota; Metazoa; Nematoda; Chromadorea; Rhabditida; Trichostrongylidae.